AUGAGGUUCACCGCCGCGGCCGCCCUUGCGGCAGGCCUUCUUCAGGCGAUUUCCGCCGUUGCCAAAAUGCAGAGCAAUGCCAUGGACAUUGGCCCGGAAGACCCGAAUGCCUUCGCCGAUGAGCUGCACCGUCGUGAUGACGGCACCCCCACCAAGGGUUGGGGCACUUUUGACCAGCUCAUCGACCACGCCAACCCGCACCUGGGCACGUUCAAGCAGCGAUACUGGUACGGUAUCCAGUUUUGGAAAGGCCCCGGCUCUCCAGUUUACCUGGUCACCCCUGGCGAGCAGAGCGGAGAAGGAUUCAACAGAACAUGGCUGAGCACGCAGCGCUUGACCGGUGUCAUGGCGAACCAUACGGGCGGCGCGAUGGUGGUGUUGGAGCAUCGCUACUGGGGCGAGUCAUCACCGUUCCAGGAGUUGACGGUCGACAAUCUGCAGUAUUUGACACUGGACAACUCGCUCAAGGAUCUGACGCAUUUCGCCAAGACCUUCGUCCCCCCUUUCGACAAGAGUGGUAAAAGCUCUGCAGACAACGCGCCGUGGGUGUACGCGGGUGGUUCGUACUCGGGGGCGCUGGCGGGCUGGUUGGCGGCCCUGGAGCCGGAUACGUUUUGGGCGUACUACAGCUCCAGCGGUGUCGUGCAGGCGGUGGGUGAUUUCUGGCAGUACUUUGCGCCUGUCCAGGAAGCGACGCCGGCCAACUGCAGUGCGGAUGUCAAUGCGGUGAUUGACUAUGUGGACUUGACGCUUAAGUUUGGAUCGAAGAAGAGUAAACAAGCGUUGAAGGACAAGUUCUCGCUCGGAGACCUCCAGGACGAGGACUUUGCCGCCGCGCUUGAAUGGGGCCCCUGGCAGUGGCAGUCGACCCAGCUCUACUCGCUCAACACCACUGGCGUCAACUUGUACUACGAGUUCUGCGAUUACAUCGAAAACGUGUCGCCCAACUCCACCCACAAACUCCCCGGCGCUAAGGGUGUCGGCUUGACGAAGGCGCUCAACGGGUACGCCAAGUACGUUAAGGAGGUGGUCAUCCCUGACUUCUGCGCGAGCGCGGGCUACGACGAGUGGAAGGGUGCAUCGAACACGCUCUGCUUCCAAAACCUCAAUGCCUCGAACGUGGCUUACAAGGACCUGGCGCCUGACAACUGGGUGAACCGCCAGUGGAAUUGGAUGCUGUGCAACGAGCCCUUUGAGUGGUGGCAAGAUGGUGCUCCCCUCGGUCAACGCACCUUGGUCUCCCGCUACGUCAACGCCGACUACUGGCGCAAGCAGUGCCCGCUACACUUCCCCGAGGGCGGCUAUGGGCUUGCCAGCGGAGAGCGCGCGAGGGAUGUCAACAAAUGGACCGGCGGAUGGAACGCGCUCAACACGACGCGCGCGAUGCAUACAAACGGCCAAUGGGACCCGUGGCGCGAUGCGACGUUGUCCAGCUCGUUCCGCCCCGGGGGACCGGUCAAGAGCACCGAGCAUUUGCCGGUGCGUAUAGUUGAACACGGCACGCACUGCUCAGAUUUGUAUGCACCGAACUGGGACGCGAGCGAGCAGGCUGCUGCUGUGGCAAACGACGCGACGCAGCAGAUGGCCGGGUGGGUCGCAGAAUGGUACGAGGAGAAGGGGAAAGCCAAGCCUUGGGAGUGA
Molecule: messenger RNA, 1641 nt
Organism: Dichotomopilus funicola
Lineage: Eukaryota; Fungi; Ascomycota; Sordariomycetes; Sordariales; Chaetomiaceae
Product: peptidase S28
Exons: 4
Coding region: 1-1641 (546 amino acids)
Biological process (GO): proteolysis
Molecular function (GO): dipeptidyl-peptidase activity; serine-type exopeptidase activity
Source: RefSeq, a predicted model, not a curated record